This is a messenger RNA of Microthlaspi erraticum, 2187 nucleotides long. NCBI's taxonomy places the organism in Eukaryota, Viridiplantae, Streptophyta, Magnoliopsida, Brassicales, Brassicaceae. The record is from the annotation of a GenBank genome assembly.
AUGGAGGUCGACGAUGGAGAAAUGGGGAUGUUCUUUCCUAGCUGGAACAGCAAGAACUCAGUUGAAAAUUCUCGCGGCUUAAUGUUCUCUUGCCUUGUAGCUGCUCUCGUUGGUAUCUUGACCAUAGCCUACACUGCUUUCCAAUGGCGAAGAAACAUCAACUUAAGCUGGACAAAAGCCAUAGCCAGAUCAAAGAAAAACCCAAAGGCACGCCACAAGACUCCUGCUGCCCCACACACCUGGGAGCUCGACUCUGUUUCUCGCGUCAAGAACUUAAACUGCUGUGUAUGCUUGAAGUCCAUGUCACCAUCUCAAACAAUCGUAGCUUCAGAGAGCUUUAUACACAGGUGCACGAUUUGCGGAGCAGCAGCGCAUUUCAGCUGCUCUUCAAACGCGCCUAAAGAUUGCAAGUGUGUCUCCAUGAUUGGAUAUGAGCAUGUGGUGCACCAGUGGGCGGUGCGGUGGACAGAAGGAGCUGAUCAGCCUGAUGAGUCCUCGUUCUGUAGCUACUGUGACGAGCCAUGUAGUAGCUCCUUUCUUGGGGGUUCUCCUAUAUGGUGCUGCUUGUGGUGUCAGCGUCUUGUUCAUGUUGACUGUCACAGUAACAUGUCGAAUGAAACAGGUGACAUUUGUGAUCUCGGCGCGCUUAGAAGGCUGAUCUUGUGCCCUCUCUACGUUAAGGAGUUGACUCGGAAUCCCUCUGGAGGGUUUUUGAGCACAAUCACGCAUGGUGCGAACGAGCUUGCAUCGACCGUCCGUGCCAGUAUCAGGAUUCAAAGCAAGAAGUACAAGCAGGCUAAUGAAACUUCAGCUGACACGGGUAAUAGUGGUGGCAUUUGCGAUGAAUCGACUGUAAGCACAGCUGAAACAGGUCCAGCUGUUAAUGGGAAUCAUGCCGUGCUGGAAAACUCUAACGGCGUUAUGAAUGGAGGGUCCUCUCAUGGGGAUAGCGACAGCAAUGGCAAGCUGGAGAAGAAGCCUACUGUUAAAAGAAGCGGGUCUUUUGGUCAGAAGGAUGAAAAUCAUGCGCUAAGGUCGAAACUUAAGUAUGAGAUAACGGAUUUACCUUCAGAUGCAAGACCGUUGUUGGUUUUCAUUAACAAGAAGAGUGGUGCUCAGCGAGGUGAUUCCCUUCGUCAGCGUCUUCAUCUUCUUUUGAAUCCUGUGCAGGUGUGUGAAUUGAGUUCAGUGCAGGGACCAGAAGUGGGACUUUAUCUAUUUAGGAAAGUUCCUCACUUUAGAGUUCUUGUUUGUGGUGGAGAUGGCACUGCCGGGUGGGUAUUGGAUGCAAUAGACAAGCAGAAUUUUGUCUCACCUCCUGCGGUUGCUAUCUUGCCUGCUGGAACUGGGAAUGAUCUAGCCCGAGUAUUGAAUUGGGGUGGUGGUUUGGGUUCUGUUGAGAGACAAGGAGGCUUAUGUACAGUAUUGCAAAACAUAGAGCAUGCUGCAGUAACUGUCCUUGAUCGCUGGAAAGUAUCGAUUCUGAAUCAACAAGGAAAGCAACUCCAGCCGCCUAAAUAUAUGAACAAUUAUAUAGGGGUUGGAUGUGAUGCAAAGGUCGCCCUUGACAUUCACAAUCUACGGGAGGAGAAUCCAGAGAGGUUUUACAGCCAGUUUAUGAACAAAGUCCUCUAUGCUAGAGAAGGUGCAAGGAGUAUAAUGGACAGAACGUUCGAAGAUUUCCCUUGGCAAGUUCGAGUUGAAGUCGAUGGUGUUGACAUUGAGGUUCCUGAGGAUGCGGAAGGAGUACUAGUUGCAAACAUUGGAAGCUACAUGGGAGGGGUGGAUUUAUGGCAGAAUGAAGAUGAAACAUAUGAAAACUUUGAUCCCCAAUCCAUGCAUGACAAGAUAGUAGAAGUUGUGAGUAUAUCUGGAACAUGGCACCUUGGGAAACUUCAGGUUGGGUUAUCUCGAGCCAGAAGGUUAGCUCAGGGGCAAUCAGUCAAGAUACAACUUUGUGCACCAUUGCCUGUGCAAAUCGAUGGAGAGCCUUGGUCUCAGCAACCAUGCACCUUAACCAUUUCGCACCAUGGCCAGGCUUUCAUGCUAAAGAAAGCCGCGGAGGAGCCACUGGGUCACGCAGCGGCUAUAAUCACAGAUGUUCUAGAGAAUGCAGAAACCAACCAAGUGAUCAACGCUUCACAGAAGCGAGCUCUGCUUCAAGAAAUGGCUCUACGGCUAACUUAA